GUUCUGCCCAAUGCUUAUUACUCUUAUUACUGUCCACUGAAGUAAGCAGCUUCACCAUUCUUUCAUCAGAGUUAUUUUUCAGCCCUUUUGAACAGAAAUUGGCUCAGUAAUUUGCACAUUCUAUUUGUAAGUCUCUCUUUUUUCCAUCCUUCAGGACAAGAGAAGACUGAAGGAACAAGGGAAAACAGAAGUGAGAGAGAGCAAGAGAGAAGAAGAGAGGGUGUUCAGGAAGUGCAGAAGAGUGGGCUGAAGAUGUUUGGGUGUUUGAGUGGGGCAAAGGUUCGGUGCUGGCUCACCCUGGCCUCUGGCCUGCUGGAGUGUCUGUGUUUCGCUGGGGCUGUUUUUGGGUGGGCCUCCCUCGUGUUCGUCCUGAAGGCUGAGGGGUACUUCAGCAACCUAUGUGUGAAUGUCACGGGACCCAACAGCACAUACUACACUGACUGCAGCGGUCAGGAUGAGCGGUUCUCCCUAGUUUUCACCAUUGCCUCCUUCAUGAAUAACUUCCUGACUCUUCCCAAUGGAUUCCUCUUCGAUCGCUUUGGCACCAUGGCCGCCAGGAUUCUGGGAAUAUCACUGUAUACCACUGGCACCUUGCUGAUUGCCUUUUCACACCCAGAAAUAUCCCUCCUGCUCUUCCCGGCUCUGUCCUUCAUCGCUGUGGGGGGCAUUUUGUUACUGGUCACCAACAUGCAGGUGGGGAAUCUCUUCGGCACACACCGUUCCACCAUUAUUACCCUCUACAACGGAGCCUUCGACUCUUCCUCCAUCAUCUUCCUUAUUGUCAAGGUGCUGUCGGAGGGAGGGAUCUCUCUCCACAACUCUUUCUUCUUCCUCUCAGCCUGCAGUGUGAUCCAUGUGAUGAGAACCUUCAUCCUCAUGCCCAAGAAGCACAUCCCCUACCCACUCCCCGAGGGGUACACAUACGGGUGGAACUGUGGGAAGGGCAGGCCUCAUACUGUGGAGCAGACCAGGAAAGAAGAAGACAAAGGACCACUGCGAGGAGAGGGAGGGGCAGAGACUAUGACUUCCCAACAGAUAAGCAAGGAGCAGGCUCCACAGAGAGUUACUUUCAGACAAAGUGUGCUCUCCUGGUUCUUCCUGUGGCACCUGGUGUGGCUGUCAGUCAUGCAGUUGAGGCACUACCUGUUCAUUGGGACCUUGAACCCCAUGCUGAACCGUCUGACUGCAGGAGACCCUGUCCUGGUGAGCCGCUACACCAAUGCCUUCGCAAUCACUCAGUUGUGUGGGGUCCUGUGUGCUCCAUGGAAUGGUCUGAUAAUGGACAGGCACAAGGGCAAGAAACAUGCUCCAGGGGAGACAGAAGAGGAGGCGGACCUGUGCUCCGCGGUGCUCUCCCUCUUCCUCACUGCGCUGCAGUGCCUCCUGUUCUCAAUCUGCGCCACCACACCUGUGCUCCCGCUACAGUACCUGUCCUUUGCCCUGCAGGUGCUCAAUCGUUCUUUCCUGUAUGGAGGAAACGCUGCCUUCAUCAGCAUUGCGUUUCCAGCCAGUCACUUUGGGAAGCUGUAUGGGCUGAUGAUGGCUCUGUCGGCUGUGAUUUCACUCUUGCAGUACCCCUGUUUCUUUCUGGUGAAGGGAGUGUUCAAGGGAGACCCCUUAUAUAUAAAUGUGGCCCUGACCCUCCUCAGCCUUUGUGCCUUCAUCCACCCAUGUUACGUCUACAUACACUGCCGCAGGCUGGCCAAUCAGAGGAGGUCCUCCACCAAGCAGCUGGCCAAUGAGGGCAGCUCCUCUUCCAUCAAUGAGGCACCCCAGGAUGCAGUGGACACCACUUAGAAGCCUCCAAAAAGGGAAUGUCACAGAGCUUUGGGGGGGGGGUGGGAUUUAUGCUGCUGGGGACACAUCGCUGCUGUUUGUCAGGAUAUGAGCAUCAUCAGAAAUCCCCCCCCCCCCAUACUCUGUGUUCGCCUGUGGUGCAACUGUCCUUCACAGACUGUACACACAUACAUGUAUUACUGCCCAAAUACUGUACCCACAGGCAUGUAUUACUGCCAAAAUACUGUGCCCGCACGCUUGUUUUACCAUCCACAUACUGUACACACAGGUCUGUAUUACUGCCCAAAUACUGUACCCGCAGGCUUGUUUUGCCAUCCACAUACUGUACACACAGGUCUGUAUUACUGCCCAAAUACUGUACCCGCAGGCUUGUUUUACCAUCCACAUACUGUACACACAGGCCUGUAUUACUGCCCAAAUACUGUACCAGCAGGCUUGUUUUGCCAUCCACAUACUGUACACACAGGUCUGUAUUACUGCCCAAAUACUGUACCCGCAGGCUUGUUUUACCAUCCACAUACUGUACACACAGGCCUGUAUUACUGCCCAAAUACUGUACCAGCAGGCUUGUUUUACCAUCCACAUACUGUAUCCACAUUCCCACAGACCUGUUUUACAACCUCCGUAGGUCCGGUUUCAUAUUCCAGAGUUCAUUUAAAAAAAAAAAAAAUUUUUAUCAGCCUUACGAUUGUUUUUAAUAUGAUUGACUUGUGACUGUUUUAAUAUGAACUUGCUUGCCUUUGCUUUGCCAUUGAAUCUAAACCUGCCUAAAGAUUGGCUUCUCUCAGUCUUCGCACAAAUCACUUUGGUCUUGCCUUUCAUUGACAGAUUUAGGCAUUUUGUUAUGAGUCAGAGUUCACACACAACUGACGGAUGUAAACUGGCUCAUAUUGCGGUAGAGAGUUUAAGGCCUAACUGGUUUGACCGAGGACUGAACUGAGGCUACGAACCAAGGGAAAACCACUCUGUCGCACACGCUGGUGAAACCCACACGAUGACUUGGAGACAUACAGUAAGGGAAGAUAAGAGCAAUGCUGUUCAUAUACGAGGCCCCUCACUCAGUCUAUAUUCAUAUACGAGGCCACUCAGCUACACAAAGGAAAGGACUUCAACCAUCAGCUCCUUUGUAUCUGAGCUAACAGCUACAGUAUGUCUGCAGCAAGAAACUGUAAAACAUAUAUAUUUUAUGAGCACAUAAAGCAGUAUUCCACAUUUCCGGAAGCCAGUGUUGCAGCCUUCCAUGGCUCACUGAUUGUUACACUAAAGAAAAACAUCAAAAUGACCAAUAACCACAAUUAUGCCUCUAGAGUAGCUAAGACUAAAUGCGCAUACACAAACAACAUAAUAUAAUGACGAGAAUUGGCCAUUCAGCCCUGCAAUGCUUGCUUUUUCCAAUGAAUAAGUGUAGCCACUGCUUAGUGUGCCUAAAAGCGAAAUAGUAUCCAGCACCAUAUCAGUGCCUGGUCAAGAAAACCGCCAGUGUUUCUGCCUUCACAACAUGUCCUGGAAUUAGGGGUGAGCGAGUGCUGCAUGUCCCUGUAGGAGAACCCUUUUUGGUCCCUGGUCACCUGGAAGCCUUACAGAAGGUUCUACCUAGAACCUUCUGGGAAGGUUCCACCCAGAAACCUCUAUGAGUGGAGGCUCCUAGUGGGAGUAGCCAGAGUACAGACUCAUUAUAACGGUGUAAGCCAUGGAAUGGAAUGGCAUUAAAACAGAAAAAACCUACUAAAGGCAACCCACUCCGUUGUGUCUUGGACACUGUAAACAUGAAGGUGCUCCUCAAAAUGUGUAGAUAUAUACACAUGUGUAGAUAUAUGUCCACAAACCAGCUACAAGAUGGAGGACUUGUACAAAAAUUGGGACCUUCUCUCCAUGGACUACAUCAAGGACAAACAAUCUCUAACUUUGUAUGUGGUACUGUCAAUUACAAUCGUGUUAGUCUUGCAGACCGUUUCAUUUGGGAUGUCCUCAGAUGUGAUCACUUUUUUCAGUUUUUGCAGUCUGGAAAAAUGCGCCUGGUGCCGCAUCAGUGGUCAUGCUAUUCUGAAUAUCCCAAUACUUUUUAUUACUGUAAGAGAAACAUUCUGGAAUGCAACAGAUGAUAGCCUCUUGAAAUGUUUGGCCUCAAACUAAAUGCACCAAUAUAAUCUGAGAGGCCAAAAUUCACUCAUUCUACUUCUAAUUCACUAAUUCUUCCAUUGCUAAAACAAGUGGAGAAUUCAGCUAGAGAGUGAACAGAAAGAUGUCUGAUACAAUACAUACAAGCGUCCCUUUGAUUAUGUGCUGUUCACUGUCAACAUUGAUGGCCACCCAGUCAACUUGAAGUUUUAACAAGUCAUAUGAAUUGUCUGAGAACAAGCUCAUAUCCAUAUUUCUGCACAAACUUAUGUCUUACAAUGAUAGCAACAUGGAUGUUCUGUAGUUGUGAUCUUUACUUUGGGGGUAGCAAUAACAAAAUAAAAACUCAAUAUUUUGUGUUUAAAUUUCGAUCACAAGCAGUUCAAAACCUGAAAUUCAUCGGUAUACAAUUGUAUUUGCAAUAGUUUUUCUGAGAAACUGGUGAUUCUUAAAAAUGGAUCCAUCAUGAAAGUAGCUUAGAAUGCCUCCUGUAGAUACCCUAGUGUCCCCUAAAACAUGAUUCCUAGUGUAAAUUCUGGGAAGAAUGGUGUGCAGAACUUUCAAGAUUGGAAUAUCUUGGAAGGAUUCCUUCUUGCCACGUGAAUCAUGUCCAAGUAGAUACUCAGUUAGUUCUACAAGGCCUAAUUCAUUGAUGCAACACUUAGAACUUAAAUCCACUACUAAUAUCCUCAAACAUGUCACAUAUUUUCCAGUUUUGUUCCAGUUCUGUCUUUUCCUGCAGACAGAUUUUUAGCAGAUCUUGAUAUUUCUCAUUGAAAUUAUGAAAAAGUUCCCCCAACAUCUUUUGCAGCACUUGUUUGAAGAGUGACCUUCCUGAAGCUUGAGAAAAACAAAUAAUCACUAUUGAUGUGUGAUGACCUGAAUGUUGCUCUUAGAAACACUGUUGGGGAGGGUAAUUAGUCUAGUAGUUAAGACAUACGUCUCUAAGCCUGCAUGCUUUUCUAAGUGGUGCGGUUAUAGUUUCAAAUCCUAUAUGUGCUAAGUAGUUCUGGUUCCUCUGCCAUGGUACUUUAUCACAGGUGAAAUCGUGUCUUACAAAUCAUUGGUAGAAUAUAAUCCCAUGCAACACAUUCAGCCAUUUACUGAGACAUGGGUUAGCCUAGUCCUAGACUAAAAUAAAAAUUCAGUUCUCUGGCACCAACAAUCAUUUCACGGUUAGAAUAACUUAGAUCACAUUUCUUCCCCAUUCUGAGAUUUGGUCUGAAAAACAGCUGAACCUCUUGAACAUGUAUUCAUGCUUUUAUGCAUUGAGUUGCUACCACAUGAUUGGCUGAUUAAAUAUUUGCAUUAACAAGCUGGUGUACAGGUCUACCUAAUAAGUGUAAGUGUUAAUUGAGUGUAUAUGACGGAAAACCACAGUGGAGAUGGAAAACUUUAAUCCAAUAAAAGAAAUAAGGAGCUGAA
Molecule: messenger RNA, 5340 nt
Organism: Conger conger (European conger)
Lineage: Eukaryota; Metazoa; Chordata; Actinopteri; Anguilliformes; Congridae
Gene: slc43a3b
Product: solute carrier family 43 member 3b
Exons: 13
Coding region: 253-1797 (514 amino acids)
Biological process (GO): transmembrane transport
Molecular function (GO): transmembrane transporter activity
Source: RefSeq, a predicted model, not a curated record